Molecule: messenger RNA, 873 nt
Organism: Hydra vulgaris (swiftwater hydra)
Lineage: Eukaryota; Metazoa; Cnidaria; Hydrozoa; Anthoathecata; Hydridae
Source: RefSeq, a predicted model, not a curated record
AUGACAACAAAACAUAGUAUUGCAAGCUGUUUGUACAAUAUGGGAAAAUAUAACGAAGCUUUAGAGAGUUAUUAUUAUGUUGAGAAAAUACAUUCUGAAAUCUUAGGUAUAAACCAUCCAGAUACAAUUAGAACUAAACAUAAUAUUGCAAACUGUUUAAAACAUAUGGGAAAAUAUAAUGCGGCUUUAGAAAUUUAUUAUUCUGUUAAUAAAAUAGAUUCUGAAGUUUUAGAUACUGAGGUUUUAGGUAUCAACCAUCCGGACACAAUGAUAACAAAACAUAUUAUUGCAAACUGUUUAAACAUUAUGGGGAAAUAUAACGAAGCUUUAGAAAUUUAUUAUUGUGUUGAGAAAACACAAACUGAAAUUUUAGGAAUAUACCAUCUGAAUACAAUAAUAACAAAACAUAACAUUGCAAACUAUUUAAACAAUAUGGGAAAAUAUAACGAAGCUUUAAAAAUUUAUUGUUCUGUUGCGAAAACACAAACUGAAAUUUCAAAUAUCAACCAUCCAAAAACAAUGACAAGAAUACAAUUUAUCGCAAACAAUUUGCAUGAGUUCGAUAAUUACAAUCCAAAUACAAUGAUAACAAGACAUAACAUCGCAAACUGUUUGUACUAUAUGGGAAAAUAUAACGAAGCUCUUGAAAGUUAUUAUUCUGUUGAGAAAAGACAAACUGAAAUUUUAGAUACUGAAUCAGAUCCUGGACCUGGUGCUACAGAAAAUUUUAAAUUAAGUAAUGAUUCACUUCACCAAUCAAGUACAAAACUUGACAUUGGAUUCAUCACAGUAGAAUGUCUUUCUCAAUCAGAAAUAAAUAUUUUAUUACAAGAUCAUAUUGAGUUUUCUUUAAAAUUGCUAAAUGAUGAUUAA